This is a messenger RNA of Condylostylus longicornis, 1613 nucleotides long. RefSeq names its product opsin-3-like. The record is from RefSeq and is a predicted model, not a curated record. NCBI's taxonomy places the organism in Eukaryota, Metazoa, Arthropoda, Insecta, Diptera, Dolichopodidae. Gene Ontology annotation, molecular function: G protein-coupled receptor activity. Bases 172 to 1332 code for a protein of 386 amino acids. The transcript is spliced from 7 exons. Gene Ontology annotation, biological process: visual perception; G protein-coupled receptor signaling pathway. Gene Ontology annotation, cellular component: membrane.
UUUUUUUAACGAAAUUAGAACCGGACAAACACCUACUAUAUUUACAGAAAGCUGUAACCAAAAAAUUUAAACUGGUUACAGAUUACUGGAUUUAGUAGAUUGAAUUAAUAUAAACGCUAAUUUUAUAUAUGAUCGGUAAAUAAAAAAACAAGUGAAAAAAAAACCAAAAAUAUGGCAAAUAUAUUUGGUAACGCGACACAUCAUAAUGAAAUUGGACCUAUUACAUUUGAAAAAUUAGUCAGCACUGAACAACAUAAAUUAUUAGGAUGGAAUUUUCCUGUUGAAGAAUUACAUUUAGUUCAUCCACAUUGGCGAGGAUAUGCAGCGCCACCAUUUUUUUAUCAUUUAUUUAUGUUUAUCGUUUAUUUUUUUAUGAUGACAAUAUCAUCAUUAGGCAAUGGAUUAGUCGUUUUUAUAUUUUCAACGUCAAAAAAUUUACGAACACCAUCAAAUUUAUUCAUAUUAAAUUUGGCAAUAUUCGAUUUGGCGAUGAUGUUAGAAAUGCCAAUGUUUUUAGUAAAUUCUGCUGUAGAAUAUAUUGUUGGAUUUGAAAGUGCUUGUAAUAUUUAUGCAGCACUAGGUAGCAUUUCUGGACAAGGUGCUGCUAUAACAAAUGCUAUGAUAGCUUUUGAUAGAUACAGAACUAUAUCAAGUCCAAUUGAUGGUAGAUUAAAUUAUGUACAAGCAACAUUUUUAGUUAUAUUUACAUGGUUCUAUGCAACACCAUUUACAAUAUUCCCAUAUGUUCAUAUAUGGAAUAGAUAUAUUCCUGAAGGAUAUCUAACAACUUGUUCAUUUGAUUAUUUAACUGAAGAUAGUGAAACUAGGGUAUUUACAAUGACAUUAUUUAUUUGGGCUUAUGCAAUUCCAAUGUCUAUUAUUAUAAUAUGUUAUUUUAAAUUAUUUAUGAAGGUAAAAGAUCAUGAAGCAAUGUUAAAAGAACAAGCACGUAAAAUGAAUGUUAAAUCAUUAUCAGCUAAUCAAGUUAAAGAUACAAAUGUUGAAUUAAGAAUAGCUAAAGCAGCUGUUAGUAUUGUAAUAUUAUUUGUAUGUUCAUGGACCCCAUAUGCUUGGGUUGCAAUAACUGGUGCAUUCGGUGAUAGAACACUUUUAACACCAUCUGUUUCAAUGUUACCAGCUGUUGCUGCAAAAAUUGUCUCAUGUAUUGAUCCAUGGGUUUAUGCUGUUGCACAUCCAAAAUAUCGUGCUGAAUUAGAAAAACGUUUACCAUGGUUGGGUAUACGUGAAAAAGAAUUAACAGCACCAUCAAAAGAUAGUCAAUCAACGAAAUCAGCAGAUGCAGAAUCUGUUGUACAAAGUGAAGUUGCAUAAAAAAUAAUUGUUUAAAAAAUAAUUUUUUUUUUUUUUGAAGAACAACCCGAAAAUAAUUGCAAGAACUAAAAAUCGGAAACUAUUUUAGUUUAUUAUAGUGAAUCAGUCGAUAAAAAAAAAUAAAAUAUUUUAAUAUUUUUUCUUUUAAGUUUAAUUUUGACUUAUUUUUAUUUUAAGUAAAAAUUUUAUAUUAUGUAUAUAAAAUAUUUGUAAAAGCAAUGAACUAAAUAAGUUCCAAAAAAUACAAAAAAAUAAAGACAAUAUGGAAUCCUAUAAUAUUU